Messenger RNA from Peronospora matthiolae, 651 nucleotides. NCBI's taxonomy places the organism in Eukaryota, Oomycota, Peronosporomycetes, Peronosporales, Peronosporaceae. The record is from the annotation of a GenBank genome assembly.
AUGUACGAAGGGAUUGACAACCUGAAAUCCCUUUACGACCGUGCCGGGAAGACUUUCUCCGGCGGUCCUUCUGCGGCACAGGAUGUGUCGCGUCGUACUGCUCGACCAGACCCAGUACGUCAACCAUCAAUUGGGAGCGGGGCUCCCAAGAAUCCCAGGACGGGGGAUAGCCGCGCCACCGGACGAGGUAACUCGUCCGACGUCCGUUCACGUCGCGGUGGUUCAACAGCUGCUCUACUAGAUAGCGCUGGCCACCGCGAGAGUCCUCUAAUGGAGGUGGAGGAGGAGGAAAGACGCUCUCCACACGAUCAUGUGGAUCGGUGUGUUCCCGAGAGCUUCUUUGAUCGCGUAACGCAAGGGUUACGCGACGAUCUCGAGCAUGAGCGGAAUAGGCGUCUCCAGAUGGUGGACACUGCCUCGAAGCAUCGAGCUGAGUUUGCCUUUGCUCAGCUUGAGAACGAGAGAUCUCUGACAUCUCUUCGUGACGAGCUAAGGGUAGCUCGUGGGAUUGUUGAUCGGUCUCGGGACCAGAUAGCUGCUCUUCAGACCCUUGUUGAUGCCCACCAUCGGGAGCACAAGGCUCUCUGCGAGAUGCUUGAGCGCAAGGGCGUUCUUCAUCGGAAGAAGCAGCGUACUGAUGGUACGGCUUAA